AUGUUUAAAAAGAAAACUGCCAUAUUGUUCAUAUUUGGUAUUUCUGUGAUCGUUCCUUUUGCAUAUCAUUUUGUUGGAUAUACAGAGGCUCAAAGACUUACAUAUCAUGUGCAUGAUUCAAACGCGUUCAAUUUUAAUGCACUUCGCACGAGUUGGUCGACUUCAGUAUUGGGUGGAAUAUUAUUUCAUGGGGACCCAAUACCAAACCCUAACCCUAAUGCAGGAAGGCAAUACGUCGUGCUCGUUUGGAAAUAUUGGGAUUGGUUGAAGCACCGACAUGUGUUUAACUUUGGGAAAGAAGGAGAAGAAAAAGACAUUUUGGACGGUUGCAGCGUCAAAAAUUGCAUAUUUUCUGGUGAUGACGCCCUCAUGGACACAGCGGACGCAGUUCUCGUUCACAUUCAAAGAGGAGUGGUACCAACAGUGAAAAAUAGGAACCCUAAACAAAGAUGGAUAUUUUUGAACGAUGAAUCGCCAAUACAUGCGUUCACAUUGGCUUCGCGGCGUCCGAAAAUGGAAACUCUGUACAAUGUAUUCAAUUGGUCCAUGACAUAUCGGAGCGACGCUGACAUUCCGGUACCCUAUGGUCGAACUGUUCUUUUACCAAAACCGGUAUUAAGUGAAUAUAAUACGUUAGCAGAAAUAGCCACAUUGAUACCAAACUGGGAUCGAAAAAGACCAGAUAAAACAGCUGCAGUGCUGAUGUCCAACUGUGCGAUGAAAGCAAGAAAUGAUUUCUUAAAAAAAUUAAGGAAGUACAUCGACGUAGAUGUGUAUGGAGGAUGUUCCGACAAGAAAGAGCUUCGAACAAGUUGUCCUGGACAUUUUAAAUCAGAUUGUGACCCAAUUGCAGAAUACUUUUUUUACUUAGUGUUAGAAAACACGAGUUGUUAUCAAUAUUUGACUGAGAAGGGAUUUUAUCAUGCGUACUCGAAAGGUGCAAUACCAGUUAUAUUUGGACCAUCUCGUGAAGACGUUGAGAGCCUAUUACCACCAAAUUCUUACAUAUUCGCUGAUGCGGACACAGAUAUAGAAAAUCUAGCCAAAGAUAUAAAGGCUGUUGCGUCAAACGUCGAUCUCCUUCUCUCGAUGCAUACAUGGAGAAAUCAUUUCGAAGUUAUCAAUGAACACGGAUAUUUUGGGACCAAAUCUUAUCAUCUAUGUCGUGUUUGUGAAGCCCUAAAUUAUAAUAGUGAAGAAGAAAAAGUUUAUGACAGCGAACUUUUAGAUAUGUUCUUCGACCCAUCAAAAUCGUGUUACGAUAAAAAGAAGUGA
Messenger RNA from Spodoptera littoralis (African cotton leafworm), 1275 nucleotides. NCBI's taxonomy places the organism in Eukaryota, Metazoa, Arthropoda, Insecta, Lepidoptera, Noctuidae. The record is from the annotation of a GenBank genome assembly.